Molecule: messenger RNA, 2626 nt
Organism: Pistacia vera
Lineage: Eukaryota; Viridiplantae; Streptophyta; Magnoliopsida; Sapindales; Anacardiaceae
Exons: 1
Coding region: 272-2611 (779 amino acids)
Source: RefSeq, a predicted model, not a curated record
CACUCAUUUUCUUUUUCUCUGUCUUUGAAAUUUUCUCUCCAAACAGCUAAAGAGACCUAUAACCACACCCCCACCUAAAAGAAAAAUAUAAAUUUAGAUCAUGGAGACUCACCGGAAAAUAAAAUUCCGGCCAAAUGCAACAAAAACGCCACCAUUUCAUCAUCACUCCUCUUGAGCCUGAUGACCAUGAAAGCGAAAGCCUCACAUUGAAAUAUCUGAAAUUCCAUAAAACACCCUGAGUCCUUAUUACUCUUUCAUCUCCACCCUUGCAAUGGCAACUACCAACACUGCACAAACACCAGCAGUGGACUCACUUUCAUCCGACGAGCUUACUGCUAAGGCUGUGCACAAGAGAUAUGAAGGGCUAGUGAUGGUUCGAAACAAGGCUAUAAAGGGGAAAGGGGCGUGGUACUGGGCUCACCUUGAACCUAUGUUGAUAAACAACGCGGACACUGGUCUUCCAAAAGCAGUGAAGCUACGAUGUUCCUUAUGUGACGCGGUUUUUUCAGCUUCAAACCCUUCACGUACAGCCUCCGAACAUCUAAAACGGGGCACCUGCCCGAAUUUCAAUUCUUUAGCCAAACCCAUUUCCUCUAUAUCUCCAUCAUCACCCAAUCUUGCUUCACCCUCCGGUCAUAACCGAAAACGUAGUAGCUCGUCUUCUAUUCUUGAAGUAAGUAAAAGUGGUGGUGUUAGUGGCGGUGGUAUUGGUGUUGGUGUUGGUGUUGGCUCUUCUUCGUCUUCAUAUCAGGCAACACCACUAGCUAUAGUGGAUCCAUCGAGAUUUCAAGAAUUAGCUAGUACAGCAGUAACAGCGAGUGUUGCUGUGGGUUCUUUUAUGCCACAACAGCAUUUGGUAUUAUCUGGAGGCAAAGAAGAUUUAGGAGCUUUAGCUAUGUUGGAAUAUAGUGUUAAAAAGUUAAAGAGCCCUAAGACUUCACCUGGACCGACUUUGAGCAAGAACCAAAUUGAUUCUGCUCUUGAUUUUCUUGCUGAUUGGAUUUACGAGUCUUGUGGCUCGGUUUCCUUUUCGAGUCUGGAGCAUCCAAAGUUUAAAGCUUUUCUAAGUCAAGUUGGGUUGCCAGCGUUUUCAAGAAGAGAGUUUGUUGGUUCAAGAUUGGAUUUAAAGUUUGAGGAAGUGAAAGCUGAGUCUGAGGCAAGGAUUAGAGAUGCUAUGUUUUUUCAAGUAUCGUCAGAUGGGUGGAAAGUUAAGGGUUUUGGUGAAGAGAAUUUGGUCAAUUUGACCGUGAAUUUGCCUAAUGGUACUAGUUUGUAUAGGAGGGCUGCGUUUGUUAGCGGUUCUGUGCCUUCUAAGUAUGCAGAGGAGAUAUUGUGGGAGACAAUAACAGGCAUUUGUGGGAAUGUUGUGCAACAAUGUGUAGGGAUUGUUGCAGACAAGUUUAAGGCUAAAGCACUGAGGAAUUUGGAGAAUCAGCAUCAUUGGAUGGUUAAUCUUUCUUGUCAGUUUCAAGGCUUCACUAGUUUGAUCAAGGACUUCAACAAGGAGCUUCCUUUAUUUAAGACUGCGGCUGCGAAUUGCUUCAAGUUAGCAAAUUUCGUGAACAACACUGCUCAAAUUCGAAAUAGUUUUGGUAAGUAUCAGUUGCAAGAGUAUGGACAUAGUGGGUUAUUGAGGGUUCCUUUGAGGGAGUAUGAGAAGUUGGAUAAUUUUGGACCUUUAUACACAUUGCUGGAGGAUAUAUUAAACUCAGCUCGUGCACUUCAGCUGCUUUUAUUAGAUGAAUCAUAUAAGAUGGCAUCAUUGGAGGAUCCCCUUGCUAGAGAAGUUGCGGAAAUGAUUCGAGAAGUGGGGUUUUGGAAUGAGUUGGAAGCAGUACACUCAUUGGUUAAAUUGAUCAAAGAAAUGGCUCAAGAGAUUGAGACAGAAAGGCCACUAGUUGGGCAAUGCCUCCCACUUUGGGAUGAUCUUAGAGCUAAAGUGAAAGAGUGGUGUUCAAAAUUUCACAUUGGGGAAGCACCAGUAGAGAAGGUGAUUGAAAGGCGGUUCAAGAAGAAUUAUCACCCGGCUUGGGCAGCUGCAUUUAUACUUGAUCCACUUUAUUUGAUUAGGGACACUAGUGGGAAAUACCUUCCACCAUUCAAAUGCUUAACACCUGAGCAAGAGAAGGAUGUGGACAAGCUAAUAACACGGCUUGUUUCAAGAGAGGAGGCUCAUAUUGCACUAAUGGAACUCAUGAAAUGGAGAACAGAAGGGCUUGAUCCAGUAUAUGCUCGAGCAGUCCAAAUGAAAGAGAGGGACCCCAUUACUGGAAAGAUGAGAAUAGCCAACCCCCAAAGUAGUAGGCUUGUGUGGGAAACUUAUCUUACCGAAUUUAAGUCCCUUGGCAAAGUUGCAGUCAGACUUAUUUUCCUUCACGCAACUUCAUGCGGUUUCAAAUGCAAUUGGUCUUUGUUGAGAUGGGUGUGUGCCCACGGGCAGUCGAGAGUAGGAAUGGAGAGGGCUCAGAAGUUGAUAUUCAUUGCAGCUCAUUCCAAGCUUGAGAGACGGGAUUUUUCAAGUGAUGAAGAGAAGGAUGCAGAGCUUUUUGCUUUGGUCAACGGUGAGGAUGAUGUGCUAAAUGAGGUUCUUGUUGAUACAUCCUCAGUGUAACAUUUUUUUUUUUUU